AUGACUUUGGCUAACAGUAAAUCCCAGUCAUUCGUAGAAAUCUUUGUAAGCACAUACGGUCAGUUCAUUUUCAAUUUCCUUGAAACUUCCUCGUUCAACACUAAAGGAACACAACUUUGGAGACUUAUCGCAUUGCAGUUUGAUCUUUGCCGCUGAGAGAAACAUACCAGACUGCUGGGCGAUUAAUAGGUGUUGCAAAUACGUAAGUACGCCGUUUGUACCAUUUACUGAUAUUGAAGUGCUUCUGAGAGUUUUAUAUUUUUAUCAAAUAGUUAGAAGACCACAACGAUCACUAGAUGUCGUAAAGUUCAGUAUGAGUUAAGUAUCAACGUUUUAGUAGAGUCUGAUUGGAAAUACUAUUUUCAUGUUAAAUGUGCCAGUCGGCUUGGGAAGAUCAAGAGUUGCCUAAAUUCGCUUCAGGAACAAAGCUUGUAUUGAUAAAGUAGACUAAUAGUGCAAGCUUAGUGUUGAUACAUGUACAGUGACUUGUAUAAAAAAUUUCCGAACUUUGAAUUUCUUUGUAGAGCUUAAUUUUGAAUUCUGGUUUGUGUGAUGAAAUUCUGAAUUAAUUUGAGAGCCCAAAGGUCUGAAAGAGGCUUUCCUUGUGUGGCCGCUGCUUGAGAAUCUUACAAAAGUAGACAACAUAUUAUUCACACAGGAAGUCUUCGCUUUCCCGUCGAAACAAAGCGAGGCACGGUUGUGGCUGAUGUUCUUCAUUCGUCGAAAAGUCAACUUUGAACGGACAAUUAUAGGACCCCUAGACCACUGUUGUUUCUUUCUGUAGACGUGUAAAUCCUCGGUAGCAGGGAUCUUAUUAUCCAUGAGCAUUAUUAUGAUUAUUUUAGUGAAUUGCGUGAAUUAAACGUUAUCGCGUGAAUUAGCGUCCGUUCAAUAUCAGGCGUUUGGCACUAUACUAAAUAUUUUGCGGGCUCUGCUAUUUUUCCGGUUUUUUGCUCUUUAAACCAUAAGGCACGUUUAAAUGCGUUGCAUAAAAAAUAUCAGUUUACAGAAAGAUGAGAAUCGAUAAAAUUGCACAUAAACACAUUCCUAUUAGCUCGCUGCAUAUCUUUUUACAGAUCUCUUCAAAUGGUAGAUUAAAGUAUCUCGACUGGAUUUUUUAGGGGGGAUACCUCCCAAGUUUGAGUAUUAACUAAGUCAGCAUGAGUAAAGAUAUGGGAAAAUGGUUACCACAACUGUAUUAUAUAAAGAUAAAAAUUUCUUAUGAUCUGGGUUUUAUUGCAAUCGGAGUAGCUAUGGUAACGUAAUGAGGCCAUUACGGUUUUUAUUUAUCUUUGUGUUUCUCUGUAGUAGGAAUUUUUUUAACAAAUCGCUUAAGGGAGUAUGUACCUGCAAUAAUUGCCUCAAUUAUGGCAAAGGUUGAACAAAUUCUAUGCGAGCGUUUUAGAAAUAUUUUGAAACGAAGUUUUAAGAAUCAUAAAAACAGUGAAAUAUCAUGCUAUCCACACAAUGAGCUAAUAGUUUAGGAAAAUGAUAAGCCUUGGAAACGCAGCUUCAUCUCAUAGUGGUUUGAUUCCAUUGAAAACUGCGUACAAAAAAAGAGGGGAAUUACUUUGGGCGAUCGCGAGUUAGAAGAAUGUUAUUAACUUGUAUUCAGCUGCUUUUGUUUUCUCCCGACAAUGAUGAGUACCCAAAACUAACUAACCACCUAUUUUUUCUCUUGCACAUUUUUCAUCAGAUCCCAAUAAAAAUGGAAUACACUUUGGAGCAAUUGAACUAUUUUAGAGCCUCGUACAUCGCCUUCAAUUUAAUCCCUGAAGGGCUUCGAACAGUCUUCAAACAAGAGUGGGAUUUCCUUUACGAGGCAACAGCGUUUGGGAAAUGGAAGGACACCCCCAAAAAUGGCCUCGAUUUCUACAACACAGAACCACCAAGGAGCCAAACCAAAAAUACUCGACUUUUAACGACAAUACAAAGGGGAAACACUGCAGAGUGGGACUGCAGUUGUCUAUUUUUUGCAAUAUUAUUCUCGAACACUAUUGGCAAUACAUUAAGUCCAGGAAUAAGAAAAGAAGUUGACGAUCUUCGACAAUUUCGAAACGAUAUCGCUCACAGAAAUGAGGCCGAACUUACCAAUGCUGAAUUCUAUAAUUAUGUUGCAAGAGUGUUAGCUGCUUUCACAUCAUUGAAACUUCCAAUUAAUGAAGUUGAUGAUAUUAAAAACCAGACUGACUUUCCCACAGCCGAACUAAAUGCUCUGAAACUACAGGCAGAUAGCCUUAGAGCUGACUUACAAACGAAAGAGCAAGAAGCCAAAAAUCUGACCUCAGAAUUACAGACGAAGAAGGAAGAAGUUGAGACCCUAACUCAGGAAAUUAAUUCCAAAAUUGAGUCGUUUUGUACCCUUACAUUCAAGCCAUCACAUCCGAUCAUCAGACGCUUAAACGAUGUCGCGAGAAUCAUGAAAAAACUGGAAGAACUACAAAAUGAAAGCAAAGGAGCCAUCAGCACCGUUUAUUUAUCAGGCAUUCCGGGCUGUGGCAAAAGUCAAAUUGCUCGUCAACUGGGACAGGAGUUCUUUGACAAGAGGUUGCAUGAAAGCAAAGGCCUGACAUUUGUAGCGACCCUUAAUGCAGAAACUCUCGAUUCACUUGCAGACUCCUAUUCAAGUCUGGCGAGACAUCUGGGAGUUACAGAAUACACUUUGACCAACCUCGAGACCUAUUCAAAAGGGAAACCAAGAGAAAAGAUCCAGUAUCUAAAGCGAGUAAUUUACCCAAAGACGAAACAAUUUUCUGAGUGGCUAAUUAUUGUGGAUAAUGUUGUUGACCUCUCUUUAAUUCGUAAUGAUCUGCCUCCUACCGGAAGUGAAGAAUGGGGAAAAGGUCAGGUGCUAAUAACUACUCAAGAUAGCAGCUCAAUACCCGUCAAUGCUCCACUUACUUACCAUGAGUCUCUCAGCAAAGGAAUGCAUCCAGAUGACGCGAUAAACCUGUUACAACAGGUAUCCCAAAUCCAGAAUCAAGAACAGGCUGAAAAGGUCGCUGAGGUUCUUGAGUAUCAGCCACUCGCUCUUGCAGCUGCUGCCUUUUAUGUGCAAACCGUUGUGGUCAACGGCUCUCCGAACUACAGCUGGACAAACUACAUGGAAACACUUUGCCGUGGCGAACGCGAAACAACCGAAGAAUUUCUUGCAAACCAGAACAUGGCGUAUUCCAAGACAACGACUACUGCCAUUAAAAUGGCAGUUACCAGAGCUUCAGAAAGUGAUGAAGUUUUGCAACAAGUAUUUUGUUUGUUUUCGCUAUGCGCUUCUGAGUCUCUUCCAUUAGACGUGGCUGUUGACUUCGUUAAAUUACGUGGUACGGAGAAAAAACAAGAAUUGAUCAAAACUAAAUUGUUAAAAUCCUCCUUAUUAUCUUGCUUGCGUGACAAUGACAAUUCAUGUACCGCUUUUCUAAGGAUGCACAACAUUGUUCACGAAGUGCUUAAGUCAGUCAUACCAUCUAAAAUCGAUUUAAAAGAUAGACUUCACAGCAUUUCUGUUAUGAUUGAUAUCUUUUAUUCUUUUUUGGAAAACAACAAGAAUCUGUUGCGUUCAAGUAGGCAUGUUUUUGCUAAGUUACGUAGAAUUACGAAUCAUUGUAAAGCAUUACGUGAAAUUCUUAACAGUGUUCAGUUGAGGAAUUCGGAAAAAAUGUUUAAUGCAAUCACCCCUUGCAAAUUAGUUUCGUGGCUCUCUUUAACUGCCGAGGUCUGCUUGGAUCUUGGUAAUCCAUCUGCCGGAUAUGUCUUUGGUGAGUCAGGCUGCAACUUCCUACAUUUUCUAGAUGAUUCGCAAAACGAUAAAUCAAUAAUGGCGUGCACCUACAAUAUACUAGGAAAAGCUUACAGUCACCUUGAUCAGUACAGUCAAGCUAAAGAAUACACUGAGAGGGCUCUUGCCAUCAGAAUAGAGAUUUACGGAGAACGCCACGGUGACGUAGCCACAAGCUACAAUAAUCUAGGAAAUGUUUACAGUCAUCUUGGCCACUACACUGAAGCUAAAUCACACUACGAGAAAGCUCUUAAGCUAAGAAAAGAGAUUUAUGGUGAACACCACGCUGUGGUAGCAACAAGCUACAACAAUCUGGGACAUGUUUACAGAAACCUUAGCCAGUACGCUGAAGCUAAAGUAUACUAUAAGAAGGCUCUAACUAUGAGAAAAGAGAUUUACGGUGAACACCACGGUGACGUAGCAACAAGCUACAACGACCUUGGAAAUGUUCACAGAAAUCUUGGCCAGUACACUCAAGCUGAAGAGUACCAUGAGAAGGCUCUUGCGAUGAGAAAAGAGAUUUACGGUGAGCACCAUUGUGACGUGGCUUCAAGCUACAAUAACCUGGGAGUUGUUUACCGAAACCUUGGCCAGUACAGUCAAGCUAAAAAAUUUCACGAAAAGGCUCAAACCAUAGCAAAAGAAGUAUACGGGGAACGCCAUGGUGACGUAGCAGCAGGCUACAACAACCUGGGAAACGUUUACAGAGACCUUGGCCAGUACAGUCAGGCAAAAACACACUACGAAAAAGCUCUAACCAUGAGAAAAGAGAUUAACGGUGAACAACAUGGUCUGGUAGCAGCAACCGUCGACAACCUGGGUAUUGUUUUCAGGGAUCUUGGCCAGUACAGUCAAGCUAAAGAAUACCAUGAGAGGGCUCUUACCAUCAGGAAAAAGAUUUACGGUGAACUCCACGCUAACGUAGCAGCAAGCUACAACAAUCUGGGAAUUGUUUGCAGUUACCUUGGCCAGUUCAGACAAGCUAAAGAAUACUAUGAGAAGGAUCUAGCCAUUAGCAAGGAGAUUUACGGCGGUGAACACCAUGGUGAUGUAGCGACAAGCUACAACAACCUGGGUACUGCGUAUAGUGACCUUAGCCAGUACAGUGAAGCUAAAGAAUACUAUGAGAAGGCUCUAACUAUUAGGAAGGAUAUUUACGGUGAACAUCAUGCCAACGUUGCAACAAGUUACAACAACCUGGGAACUGUUUACAGUUACCUGGGCCAGUACUGUCAAGCAAAGGAGAACCAUGAGAAGGCUCUUACCAUAAGGAAAAGGAUUUACGGCGAGAACCACAACGUGGUAGCGAACAGUUAUGCAAAUCUUGGCUGUGUUUACAGUGACCUUAAGCAGUACGAUGCAGCUAUAGAAUCUUUUCAAAAGGCUUUGCAAAUAUAUAAAGCGGUUUACGGCGAACAACACGCUGACGUGGAGAGAAUUUGUCGAAACUUAAGAAUUGUUGAAAGGGAACAAAGAGACCAUAGCAAAGUUGAGAUCAAAUGAUGUAUUGUCCAAGAAAAACGAGGAUAACAGCAUUACUAGCGAUUCCACAUUGGAAGUAAAACGCUACCCAGAUGGAAAAGUUUAACUACUGUUGAAACUCUCCAUAACGGCCACCUUGGGAACAGGAGAAAGUUGUAGAGAAGUUUACGCAAGAGUCAAUGUAUGAACUGCCCGCCCAUAAACACUGGCCUUUGUGGAGAGGUGGCCGUUUAUAUUAGGGAGCAGGUUAUAUUAGGUCUCCUUUUUUACAAUGCGCUUGACUUACGUAGAUAUUGCAGUGAAAGACCUUGAAAAAACAAACCUAACAGGCAUGUUGUACGGGUUAGUGGAACUUAUCUCAAAACGUAGAACUCACUGAGAUCAUAAAGAGACUGAAUCUGACUCUGCUUUCCUUUGAAAUUCGCUGUGAAAAAGCUAAAAUAUUGCAAUCAAAGAUUAAAUCCAGAAAUUGCUCAUGUAAAGUGCUACAACCUUUAGCUCGUUGAUG
Porites lobata is the source of this 5765-nucleotide messenger RNA. The record is from the annotation of a GenBank genome assembly. Lineage: Eukaryota; Metazoa; Cnidaria; Anthozoa; Scleractinia; Poritidae.